Daldinia childiae is the source of this 729-nucleotide messenger RNA. Its product is annotated as Enolase-phosphatase E1. The coding region runs from base 1 to 729 and encodes 242 amino acids. The record is from RefSeq and is a predicted model, not a curated record. The transcript has 3 exons. Gene Ontology annotation, molecular function: acireductone synthase activity; magnesium ion binding. Lineage: Eukaryota; Fungi; Ascomycota; Sordariomycetes; Xylariales; Hypoxylaceae.
AUGACCCCAUCCAGCCCUGUGAAAGUGGUGCUUUUAGACAUCGAGGGCACAGUUUGUCCAAUCUCCUUUGUCAAAGAUGUCCUGUUCCCCUACGCACUAAAUGUUCUACCGGAGACAUUGAGAAACCAAUGGGAUAGUCCAGACUUUGCAAAGUAUAGAGACGCGUUUCCAUCGGAAUAUUCCUCGUCUAAGGAUGCGCUAGAAGCACAUGCCAGAGACCUUAUGGAAAAGGAUGUAAAAAUCUCCUAUCUCAAAAGCCUCCAGGGCUACCUAUGGGCGGAGGGCUACGAUUCAGGUGACUUGAAAGCCCCCCUAUUCCCGGAUGUUGCCGCGAAGUUAUCAGAAUGGCAACGCAAGGGCCUAAAGAUAAUGAUCUAUUCGUCUGGGUCUGUGGCGGCACAGAAGCUGUUCUUCGGACAUACAGACGCCUCCCCGUCCGAUCUGACACCGCAGAUCUCAGACUGGUUUGACACCGUCAACGCCGGGCUCAAGACGGAGACUGGUAGCUACAAGAAAAUCGCCAAUCAACACCCCGAGUUUUCGUUUGGGGAAUGGCUAUUCCUAAGUGAUAACGUUAAGGAAGUGGAGGCUGCUAUCCAAGCUGGCAUGCAGAGCGUAGUUGUUCAGCGUCCUGGAAAUGCACCUUUAUCGCCCGAGGUACCACAGCGGUUACGAGUCAUAGAGACCUUUAGUUCCCUCGACGAUGAUCUCAACGUGCACACGAAGUAA